Thermothielavioides terrestris NRRL 8126 is the source of this 1899-nucleotide messenger RNA. RefSeq lists its product as uncharacterized. The record is from RefSeq and is a predicted model, not a curated record. The coding region runs from base 1 to 1899 and encodes 632 amino acids. Gene Ontology annotation, biological process: SNARE complex assembly. Gene Ontology annotation, molecular function: SNARE binding. Gene Ontology annotation, cellular component: endosome; lytic vacuole. NCBI's taxonomy places the organism in Eukaryota, Fungi, Ascomycota, Sordariomycetes, Sordariales, Chaetomiaceae. The transcript has 2 exons.
AUGUCGACCGAGCCGACGCGCCCGCUGCUGCUGCCGCAAAACCGCAAACUCCGCCACCUGCGCGGCAUUUCGCUGAGGAACCUGACCUUCUCGCGCCCGCGCGGCCACGCCAUCGACGACGCUGCCCUAAACAAGAGUCCCGCCAAGCUCGAGUCGCUGCGCGAUGCACCCCAGCUGCACCAUGCGCUCUCGUCCGAAGACCUGCGCCCGCCGGCUGGCCGCCGCAGAAGUACGAAUCUGGCCAACGACAGCCCCGCGGCUCGACAGAAGAAACUCGAGGACGUCUUCGAGAGCCGCCUGGCCGACGCCUUCUUCUCGCUGCAUGUCGACGCAGAGGAGGACCCGGUCUACAUCAGCGAGGUUGCAGAGCGCGCGACGAACUUCAAUUUUCGCUUCUUUGACCUGUCCGAGCUCGAGUCUCCCGCCACGCAAUCGCCCCAGGUGACAAUUAGGGUAUGGGCAAAGCGCAACAGCGCCUGGACGCUGCUGCUGCAGGAUGAGGUCGACUUGCGGGCCCUGAACUGGCUGGGCAGCCUACAGAACGUGCAUUUCCCGCCGAACAGUCUCGCCUUCCACAUGACCGACGGCAUCUACUCCCUGGAGCUCUCGUCCAAGCCCGCGCCGCCCAAGCACGCUCCCGCGGUGCCGACAUCGUCCUACAACGCGCUGAUGAAACUGGCCACCCUGGACAACUCGAUCCAGGACGCGCUGGCUACCCGCCGCCUGCUCGCCCAACAGAUUAACGAUCUCCUGAGCCGGGAGGCCAAGAACGAAGUGCCCCACGCCGAAGACCGGCUCGCCUUGGCCAACAAAUACCUGGCGCAACAACGGCGGGCCGUUGCGGCGGCGAAGAAACGAAACGAAGAGCUGAGAGCGUCCAUAGCCGCGCGCAGGGACGCCAUAGCCAAGGGCCGCGCCGCGCAGCAGAAAGCCGCCCAGGACGUGUCCAACGCGGCGGAGCAGCUCGCGCAUUCCCAGGCGCUCCUCGCCAAGACCAAAGCCGACAUCCGCGGCCAGCGCCGCCGCAUCUGCACCGACCUCUCCCGCAUCUACAACAUCACCCCGACCCCCAACGCCCCGCCGCUGUCCUUCCAGAUCUGCGGCCUCCCGCUGCCCAACACAACCGACUACGACUCCGCCACCACGACCUCCUCCCACCCGACCUCCUCCUCCUCCUCCGCCUCCGCGCCCGCCACCACCGAGGACGCCCUCUCCGCCGCCCUCGGCCUCGUCGCCCAGCUGACCGACCACCUGCAGUACUACCUCGCCGUGCCGCUGCCCUACCCGCUGCGCCCGCUCGGCUCGCGCGCCACCGUGCGCGACGACAUCUCCCAGCUGCCCGGCGGCGCCGGCCCCGCCGGCGGGCCCCUGCGCGAGUUCCCGCUGUACGUCCCGCGCGGCGGCUCCGGCGCCCAUUUUCGGUUUGAUUACGCCUGGUUCCUGCUCAACAAGGACGUCGAGGCGCUGUGCGCGUCGCAGGGGCUCAAGGUCGUGGAUAUUCGCCACACGCUGCCGAAUCUUAAGUAUCUGUUGUAUGUGUGCAGCGCCGGCAGCGAGGAGAUGCCUGAGCGGAAGAGGGGCGGCGUGAGGGGCCUGUGGGCAGGGAGGGUCAAGGGGCUGGCGGCGGGUGGUGGUGGUGGUGGUGCUGCGAGUAGGGAUGUGCACGGCGCUGCCGACGAUGCGAGCAGUAGUGUGGGUGGGGGCAGUCGGCGCGGGAGUGAUGUGAGUGAUGCCGCGGGGAGGAGAGGGGAGGAGUUGAGGAGGGCGGCAACGGCUGCCGCCGCCGGUGGUGGUGGUGGCGGGAAGACCGGGGAAACCGGCCUGGCGCUGCCGUUUGCGGAGGGAGAGGCUAAGCUGUCGUUGCGGACGAAGGGCAUGAGGGAGAGUGCGGCUGACUGA